AUGGCUGAAUUUGCUGCUCCUCCGGUCAAUGGGAUCGUUACCAAUGGCGAGACCUCGGCACCAGGGAUGCGCAGCGCCAGCGACCGCUUCGAACUCAUCUCCGGCCCCCUGAUCAACCUCAAGAACAUGCACUAUCAGCCUCCCACCCCAGUCUGGCAAGGCAGUGUAUUGAUCGUUACAAAGCCUGGUCAAGACCAGCCCCAGCUCCACUUGCGCCAGAUCGGCCCCGUUGCCGCCGAGGGACAACUUCCCCAAACGCAAACAGAUCAGACUAUCCGGGGCUUGAAGCUCUACGAGGACCCCAAGAAGGCCUUCUGGCGCUUCUCCCUGAACGUACCUGUCGAGACCUACGAGGCGCGCUGGGAGUACGAUAUCCCGGGUCUAUACAAUGAGUCUGCGGAACCAGUCAAGGCGCCCUGGAACUUUGUCGUCCCUGCAGAGGAUCAGUCCAUGCGCAUCAUGUUCCACUCCUGCAACGGCUUCUCAGUUGGUACAGACAUGGACGCCUGGGUCGGCCCUAAUCUGUGGAAUGACGCCCUGCGUGUCCACGGCGAGAAGCCCUUCCAUGUCAUGGUUGGCGGUGGUGACCAGAUCUACAAUGACGGAAUUCGCGUUGAUGGGCCUCUGAAGGCCUGGACAGCCAUUGCCAAUCCUCACAAGCGCCGUACUCAUGACUUCAACAACCAGAUGCGCGCCGACUGCGAUGAAUAUUACUACGCCAACUACGUGCGCUGGUACAACACCGAGCCCUUCCGCGCGGCGAACGGCCGUAUCCCCCAGGUUAACAUUUGGGAUGACCAUGACAUCAUUGAUGGCUUUGGCUCUUACACGGAUCACUUCAUGAAGUGCCCUGUGUUCCGCGGUAUUGGUGGUGUCGCGUUCAAGUACUACUGCCUGUUCCAGCAUCAUAUCGCCCCGCCCAAGUCGACUUUCACCACUGAUUCGCCCGAGACCAUGCACGCGGUGAAUGGAACCUCUGGCAUAGACCCGCGCCAGGUCGAGAACACCUACGUUCUCGAGAACCAGCCCGAGGACGACAGCUGGAUCAUUGGCAAGCGACCUGGUCCGUACGUCGAGGAGCGCAGUCGCAGUUUGUACAUGCGCUUUGGCAAGCGUAUUGGAUUCGUGGGUUUGGAUGCCCGCACUGAGCGCACCCGUCACCAGGUCAAUUAUCCCGAAACAUACGACCUGAUCUUCCGACGACUGCAGCAGGAGAUGGACGCCGCCAAUGGAGAGCUGAAGCAUCUAGUCGUCCUGCUCGGCGUUCCCAUUGCGUACCCUCGUCUCGCCUGGCUCGAGAACAUCCUCACCUCGCCCAUCAUUGCGCCCAUUCGCUUGUUGAACAAGCGAUUCGGCUUGGCAGGUGGUCUUUUCAACGAGUUUGACGGGCAGGUUGAUCUGCUGGAUGACUUGGACGACCAUUACACGGCGCGACAGCACAAGCGCGAGCGUAAGAUGCUCGUGCAGCGGCUGCAGGAGCUGGCGCGCGCCAACUCCAUCCGUGUCACCAUUCUUGGCGGCGACGUGCAUCUUGCGGCAAUUGGUCGCUUCUACUCGCACCCGAAGCUGAAUCUCGCGGGUGAGAACGACCAUCGCUUCAUCGUCAACGUCGUUAGUUCCGCUAUCACAAAUAAGCCCCCUCCCAAGGCAGUCGCGAACCUCCUCGCUCGUCGCAACAAGAUCCACCACCUCGACCGUGAGUGUGACGAAACGCUCAUGCCGUUCUUCGACAAGCAGCCCGGUGGUGUGGAGAAGAGCGCGAUUUGGAAUAAGGUGACCAUGCCGUCGCGCAACUUUGCCACGUUGACCGAGGUAGUGGCGCCCGUUGCCAACGGCGAUGCUGUUCAACCGGUGACCGCGAAGCUCGAGCGUCUGCCAAAGGAUGGCCACGCGCCUCUGCACAAGGGCGAGGUCAAUGCCGGCUCGACGCACAGUGCGGCAGAUGGAUUCAGCGCCCACAGCGGCAUGUACGGUGGUCUGGACGUUGCUAUUCGCGUGGAGAUUGAUCCCCAUGAUCGGAAGGGAACGACGGAGGGCUAUGGAUUCGGCAUUCCCCCACUGUUGGCUACAGAAGGCCCGCCCCAGUCGUCUCGUAUGAGCAUCCGGUCGCGAGUUUCUCGCCAAAACUCCCAUCAGGAGCAGCCCGGACGACCUUCGACUGCGCUGUAA
Messenger RNA from Penicillium subrubescens, 2169 nucleotides. RefSeq lists its product as uncharacterized. Gene Ontology annotation, cellular component: membrane. The transcript has 3 exons. The coding region runs from base 1 to 2169 and encodes 722 amino acids. The record is from RefSeq and is a predicted model, not a curated record. Lineage: Eukaryota; Fungi; Ascomycota; Eurotiomycetes; Eurotiales; Aspergillaceae.